AUGAACAGGGCUGGCUUCAGGGGCUGCAAAGCGAGAAGCUAUAUUCCGAGAGCACAUCGAGCGGACCGAAACGCUGGGCCCGACAUUCCUGUCCUUGAGAAUGGUGAUGAAAGUAUGCUUUCCAAGAAGUCUAUACUCCUCUCAUGGGACCUUCCUCGAAGCGCCAAGACAAAUGAGGUCAGGAAACUCGAUGCUUUCCCGGGUCAUAGGUACAGGUCGUCGCAACGUGUCCCAAAGUGGAACCCCGAGGCUGAAAGGGACCGGGGACUGCGACAAUAUUCGACGAAAAAGCCGCAUCCCUUCAACGCAGACCUCCGAUCCACCGCCUUCGCAUCCUCAAACGGGGACGCAUGUGAGGAUAUGACGCGCGAAUUUGGCGCUGAGCAGCGCAAGAUUGGCCCGCUGGGAAGCGGAGAAGUCGGUGGAACGAAGGGUGGAACGAAGGGUGGCGACCAAGUGAGGCGAGCGAUAACCCCAUGA
Aspergillus versicolor CBS 583.65 is the source of this 480-nucleotide messenger RNA. RefSeq lists its product as uncharacterized. The coding region runs from base 1 to 480 and encodes 159 amino acids. The transcript is spliced from 3 exons. NCBI's taxonomy places the organism in Eukaryota, Fungi, Ascomycota, Eurotiomycetes, Eurotiales, Aspergillaceae. The record is from RefSeq and is a predicted model, not a curated record.